Molecule: messenger RNA, 1392 nt
Organism: Symbiodinium sp. CCMP2456
Lineage: Eukaryota; Dinophyceae; Suessiales; Symbiodiniaceae
Source: the annotation of a GenBank genome assembly
AUGUUGGUCAAUGCUAGACCCGUCGACGUGGCUUCCGGCUUCGAGGGCAUCGCCUCUGGCGCCGGCGAGGCGAGGUCUCUCAGUGAGGCGCCGGGCCCGGUGUCCAGUGCCUCCGUGACUGAGGCCGUGAAAGAGGACAUCGUGAAGGAGCUCAUCAAGGAGUGGCAUGAGUUUCGUGUGGGACUUUUGCACGAAGUCAAGCAACUGGUCCUGGAGAUGAAGGCACCACAGGCUGUACCGCUUGAACAGGUCAAGGUGCACCAGAUGGAUGCGGAUGAGGACCCGGCACCACCCACUGAGAUCAUCGAGCCGGAGCCGGACGAGUGCCUCACCCCUCUUGACUCCGAGUGCGGACUGAGAAAGCUCAGCCAGGCCCAGGUCCAAACCGCCAGCCAGAUGUUUUUGGAGGAAAUGGAAUCUGAUGUGUGUGACACCUCCAUAUUGUCAGAAUACGGCGCUGACUGGAACAUGGUGGGAACAGGAAGUGCCCCACGGACGGAGCAGCCGUACGACCUUCUCACGCUGUUGCCGCCGUUGCUGCAGUUGCCCAUGCUUGAGAUGCUUCAGGUAAGUGACAUCUUGCAGCUCCGCGUGGCAUCUUGCGCUGCUGUGGAUGGCCAGGCGCUUGCGCAUCACCUUGCGCAGGGUGCAGAACUGUCAAGGCCGUCUUCGCUGAUUGCAGUAUGGCCCACGAUUCGAAAGGCGCAGGAAUAUCUGCGACCUACCCCUGCAGUAUUUCAGCACCGCGCAUCCCGAGCUCACUGGCGGGAUGAGAUCCACUUCACCUUGCAGAGCAAUCCCUUGCUGCAGAAGCGUUACUGGUGCUUCCAGUGGUGCUCCGCUCAGACACGGGCCAGCCGAUGUCCGUGGAGUGAAGCUGCUCGUGAACAUGCUUUGCUUGCAGUCAAUGACCUCUAUGGCAUUUGCUGCGAGUCAACCGGUCAGGCUAAUUACUGUGCCCUUGACCUUAUGGGGCUUCUGGCGCUCAAUAGCUGCGAAGAGGUACAGCACACGGUCAUACCAAUCGUCCCCUCACUGUUGCAAUCCAUUUGGUCUACUGGGAUCGAUGAUGUCGUUGCAUCAAAGGCUCGGGAAAUGGUGGCCGCCUCCCAUCGUGUUAUGGAAAGUUCAGAGAGGGAGCGAUGCGUCGGAUUGGCAACGAACUUGCUUCUCUACGCAGUGAGUCAAAGACGUGAAGGCAUGGUGGAUCUUGCCGUCCACAUGCUAGAGCUGUUGUGUGGUGAUUUAACUCCGGCACAAGCUCGAGCCAGCUUCCAGAGCGAUAUCAGCAAGGUAGAUCGCCUUGUGGAAACCAUGUUUCUGAGUGAUACUGAAGAAGUUCCAGGGCAAGUUCUGCGCUCCGUUUUGCGAUUCCUGCACUUUUAUACCUGA